CCCACCAAAAGGCGAGUUCCAAUUGGACCGAGAGUUAAAUGUUUUUCGAUUUUCAAGCAGUGAACUUGUGCGUGCGUGUAAAUUAAAUUCGUUCAUCUGCCAAAUCGCGUGAGAUUGUAGCCAUUUAACGACUCUCGCCAUGUCGACUAGCCCAAAACCGGUUAAGAAGGUGCCGAUUCACUUGCAGAGCGCCCAGAAUCGUGUCUACAUUAAAAAUGGCGAGAUCGUCAACCAUGAUAAAUCGUUCAAAGCGGACGUGUACAUCGAGGACGGAAUUAUCAAGUUUGUGGGACCCUCCUCCGAAAUUACGAUACCGGGAGGAGUCCGCACCAUCGACGCCAGCGGGCUUAUGAUCAUUCCGGGAGGAAUCGAUCCCCACACGCAUUUGCAGUUGCCUUUCGGCGGAGCCGUGGCCGUCGAUGAUUUCUACCAUGGAACCAGGGCCGCCGUUGCAGGUGGCACCACCAUGAUAAUCGACUUCGUUCUGCCCAACAAACAUGAGUCGAUGAUCGAAGCCUACGACAAGUGGCGCAGCUGGGCUGAUCCUAAGGUGUGCUGCGACUACGGAUUGCAUGUGGGUAUCACCUGGUGGUCCAAGUCGGUGUCUGAGGAGAUUGGCAUUCUGUGCAAAGAGCUCGGAGUGAACUCCUUCAAAACAUUCAUGGCAUACAAGGGUCUAUAUCAGCUGAAUGAUUCAGACCUUUUAGAUGUUUUUGAGCGCAUUCGACAUUUAAAUGGUGUCGCAAUGGUCCACGCUGAGAAUGGCGACAUCAUUGCGAAGAACACGCAGCGCCUGCUGGCCGAAGGCAUCAAUGGACCGGAGGGUCACGAGCUGUCGCGACCGGAGGAAGUGGAGGCCGAGGCCGUGCACCGCGCCUGCGUGCUGGCCCACCAGGCCGCUUGUCCGCUGUACGUGGUCCACGUGAUGAGCAAGUCGGCGGGCAUUGAACUGGCCAGGGCCCGCCACCGAUACCGGGGGCGGUACAUAAUGGGCGAGACCCUGGCCGCGGCGCUGGGCACGGAUGCGACCUGUUGCCAGCACCUGGGCUUCGACCACGAGGCGGCGCAUGUGCUCAGUCCGCCGUUGCGGCCCGACAAGACGACCCCCGAGUUUUUGAUGAAGCUGCUGGCGAAUGAUGACCUGCAGCUGACUGGCAGCGACAACUGCACCUUCAACAAGGAGCACAAAGCCUUGGGAAAGGGCGACUUCACCAAGAUUCCGAACGGAGUCAAUGGAGUGGAGGAUCGCAUGUCGCUGGUCUGGGAGAAGGGGGUGCACGCCGGUCUCCUUGAUCCGUGCCGCUUUGUGGCCGUGACUAGCACGAAUGCGGCCAAGAUAUUCAACAUAUAUCCCCAGAAGGGUCGCAUCGCUGUCGGUUCGGAUGCGGAUAUUGUGAUCUGGAAUCCGAAUGCCACCCGUACCAUUUCCAAGGACACCCACCACCACGCAUGUGACUUCAACAUAUUUGAGGGCAUGACCGUGCACGGCGUCUGCGAGUUCGUCCUGGUGCGCGGAAGGAUCUGCGCCGAGCAGGGGAACGUGCGAGUGGCGGAGGGCUUCGGACGGUUCAUUCCCACGCCCGUCCGCCCCCCAUUCGUCUAUGACAUCAUCGAGGGCAAGGUGCAGUCGCCGCCGGAGGAUCAGCACGAGGAGAAGCUGAACGGCAACGUGGCCAAGCGUUUCGCCGAGCUUGACAUCCAAAUCCCAGUGCAGGAGCCCAUCAGUGCCAUGCUGGCCGGCAACCUGGCCAUGCCGGCGGAAGGAUCACUGUGCAGUACGCCCUCGGUGCGUGGACGCGUCGAUGGCAAGCGUGACAUGCAGGAGUCGUCCUUCUCCAUAAGCGAGGAACUGGACAGGUCUGGCGUUCGAGCGUGCAUUAAAGUGAAGAACCCACCUGGCGGAAAGUCUUCCGGAUUCUGGUAGAUCACACACCAGAAGUCGCAUCGUAAUGUGUGUGGAUGCGGAAUCGCACAAUCUCCGACGACAGUGUAAGCCAAAGUCUGCGCUCAUUCGAUAACUAAACUGGCAUUUAAUAUAGAACCCUGAAAUAAAAUCGUAAUCUAACCAAAUUUCAAAAUAAGUACAUAUAGCCACAAAACGAUUAAGAAAAAACCGAAAAAUCUGCUUCGUCACUUAACAUUUAGAACCGAUUGCCUCUCGUUGAUAAACUUUUUGUUAAAUUCUUAAACCAAGAAGCCUUUAAGCAAGUAAAAUUGAUUGCCGAAUUGAGGACUACGAAAAUCAAACGAAAUUGCGUAUUAAGGUAUUUUUUGUUGAACACUUUUAUUCUAAAUACUUUGUUUAUUUACAAGUAAAUGUAGCACAAUUUGUUUGUACUCUUGAAAGCUAAAAUAGGCAAUCCAAACAAAAUCAAAAGGCUCGAUAGAAUAACUGAGUUUAAUAUAUUACACUAUUGCAAUUGUUUAUUGAUAACCCCGCUUUAAGAAGAGUACAUCGAUCAUGCCACGUGAGACAAGGUACCGUUUGGGAGCAAAUUCGGCACUUCAUCUGAGGAUGUCUAAAAUUAGAUACUUCAAUCAUUUUUUCAAUGAAAAUUAUAAAUGUGCAGAACUAUUUAUUAUAAACACAUACUUUAUAUACAUACAUUUAAUAAAAAAAGCAGAACACAAAGAUCAAACUAAUAAACUUUACCAAAAAACUGAAAA
Drosophila rhopaloa is the source of this 2667-nucleotide messenger RNA. RefSeq names its product dihydropyrimidinase (gene CRMP). The transcript is spliced from 12 exons. The record is from RefSeq and is a predicted model, not a curated record. The coding region runs from base 140 to 1924 and encodes 594 amino acids. Gene Ontology annotation, biological process: pyrimidine nucleobase catabolic process. Gene Ontology annotation, molecular function: dihydropyrimidinase activity. Gene Ontology annotation, cellular component: cytoplasm; cytosol. NCBI's taxonomy places the organism in Eukaryota, Metazoa, Arthropoda, Insecta, Diptera, Drosophilidae.